AUGACUCAGCCAGAGGGCUUUAAUGUUCCCGGUAAGGAAGACUACGUGUGCAAGCUGAAUAAGUCAUUGUAUGGACUGAAGCAGUCUCCUAGACAGUGGUAUAAAAAGUUCGACAGUUAUAUGAUCACGUUGGGAUACACAAGAAGUCCUUAUGAUUGUUGUGUCUACUAUAACAAGUUGAAAGAUGAAUCAUACAUCUAUUUGAUACUGUAUGUAGAUGACAUGCUGGUAGCUGCCAAGAGUAUGUGUGACAUUCAGAAGCUGAAAGGUCUGCUUAGCGCAGAAUUUGACAUGAAGGAUCUAGGUGCAGCUAAGAAGAUUCUAGGGAUGGAGAUUCUUCGAGAUAGAAAACAGAAGAAGCUGUUCCUAUCACAGAAAAGUUACAUUCAGAAGGUGUUGGCAAGGUUUGGGAUGUCUACGGCGAAACCCAUUGACACUCCGUUUGCUUCUAAUGCUCACCUCACCAUAUUUGCUUCUCACUCUGAGGAAGAAAAAGAGUAUAUGUCCCGGGUUCCUUAUGCUAGAGCUGUUGGAAGCUUGAUGUAUGCAAUGGUAUGUACUAGGCCAGAUCUUGCACAUGCAGUCAGUGUUGUUAGCAGGUUUAUGGGGCAACCAGGGAAAGAGCACUGGCAAGCUGUGAAGAGAAUUUUCCGAUAUCUUCGUGGAACGUCUGAUGUUGGUCUCAUCUACGGUGGUGAGAGACCGUGUCUUGUUACAGGCUACUCUGAUUCAGACUAUGCUGGAGAUGUUGACAGCCGAAGAUCAAUGACUGGGUACGUGUUUACUUUAGGUGAUUCUGUUAUAAGUGGGAAAGCAACUCUACAACCUACUGUCACGUUGUCUACUACUGAAGCAGAGUAUAUGGCACUAACAGAAGCAUCUAAAGAAGGUAUUUGGUUGAAGGGGCUGGUUAGUAGCAUGGGUUUGCAUCAUGAACAGGCUACUGUGUAUUGUGACAGUUUGAGUGUGAUUUGCUUAGCUAAAGAUCAAGUUCAUCAUGAACGUACCAAGCAUAUUGAUGUGAGGUAUCGUUUUCUGAGAGGUGAAAAGAGGAUCAGUGUGAAGAAAGCUCCGAAAGGAGCAUCUGGCUUCGGAGGAAGCAUCUGGCUCCGAAAGGAGCAUCUGGCUUCGGAGGAAGCACCUGGCUCCAAAGGAGCGUCUGGCUUCGGAGGAAGCAUCUGGUUCAGCGUCUGGCUUCGGAGGAAGCAUCUGGCUUUGGAGGAAGCAUCUGGUUCAGCGUCUGGCUUCGGAGGAAGCAUCUGGCUUUGGAGGAAGCAUCUGGAUACAGAAAGAGCGGCUGGCUUCAGAAGAAGCAUCUGGUUUCGGAAAGAAGCAUAUGGCACAGUAAGAGUGCAUCUGAGACAUCCUGAUCGUAAGGAUGCAACUGUUACAUCUGAGGCAAAUGAGAAAUUUGGUACAUCUGUUGUUGUAAGGAGGAUUCAAGUCAAGGUGGAGAUUUGUUGA
Molecule: messenger RNA, 1464 nt
Organism: Microthlaspi erraticum
Lineage: Eukaryota; Viridiplantae; Streptophyta; Magnoliopsida; Brassicales; Brassicaceae
Source: the annotation of a GenBank genome assembly